Messenger RNA from Striga asiatica, 1500 nucleotides. NCBI's taxonomy places the organism in Eukaryota, Viridiplantae, Streptophyta, Magnoliopsida, Lamiales, Orobanchaceae. The record is from the annotation of a GenBank genome assembly.
UUUUUCUUAAUUUUAUCGACAAAAAGAAUCACUGGGAGCAGAGGUUGGGUCCAGCUUGGGCGUUGAGGGGGCUGAAGAAGUGAAUGUUAACAUUCGAGGCUCAAACGACUCUAAAUUCUCAGUGAAAACGAGCCUCGAAUUGUCGGUGGCGGAAUUUAAAGGUGUAUUGGGACAGAACUGCGACGUGCCUGCUCAACCGCAGCGUUUGAUCUAUAAAGGUCGGAUCUUGAAGGACGACCAAACCCUUGCUAGCUAUGGUUUGCAAGCAGAUCACACUGUUUAUAUGGUUCGUGGUUAUGCGCCAGCUGCCCCUCCUCCAGCAUCUGUUCCACCACUGCUGGAAACACCAACAAUCCAGCUGUUCCUCCAGGUGGUGGCUCAGUUCCUGUGGGUGUUGGAGUAGUCAAUACAGGUGCACCCUUAUUUCCAGGGCUUGGCUUGGGAGCAUUUGGGGGCACCGGACCAUCGGGCUUAUUUGGAAGUGGACUUCCUGAAUUUGAACAGAUGUAGCAACAACUCACUCAGAACCCUAACAUGAUGAGAGAUAUCAUGAACACACCUGCUAUGCAAAGCUUAACGAACAACCCAGAGAUUAUACGCAGUUUAAUUAUGAGUAACCCUCGGAUGCGUGAGAUAAUUGACCGGAACCCUGAGCUUGCCCACGUUCUUAAUGAUCCCGAGUUGAUGUGUGAGAUGAUGCGGAACACAGACAGGGCAAUGAGUAACAUUGAAUCUUCUCCCGAGGGAUUCAACAUGCUCAGACGCAUGUAUGAAAAUGUCCAAGAACCCUUCUUGAAUGCAACAACAGCAGGUGGUGGUGGUACAGGCACUGGUGCUGGAACUAAUCCAUUUGGAGCUGUCUUGGGGAAUCAAGCUGGGGCCCAAACCAGAGGAGUUUCUCAAACAAAUAGUGGCAUGAGAAAUAAUACCACUGGCGAUGCUGGAUCUGGAGGUAUUGUUCUCCCAGAAUUGGGUCGUACAGGCAUGACUGAUCCCGCUGACUUCAGUCAGUUAUUGCAAAAUCCAGCUGUGGCGCAGAUCACGCAAAGCCUGCUUUCCAAUCCUCAGUACAUGGAACGGAUGUUGGGCUUUAAUCCUCAACUCCGCAACAUACUUGAUAUGAACCCUCAAUUAAGAGAAAUGAUGCAAAACCCAGAAAUUCUCUGUCAAUUGACCUCACCGGAGAUGAUGCAGCAAGUUAUGUCUUUACAGCAACAACUUUCCCAACUUACUCGGCAGCAGUCAACACCGGCGUAUUUACAACUAGGGGGCGUCUUUAUAGGUUAUGAGGCAUUGCAUUUCUUCAUUGAACGAGCACAGAACAACAUGGGUUUGGAGAUGCUGAUGAAUAUUACCCCCGAAGAACUGUAUGCAAUCCAGCUGUCUCAGUUGCAAGAGAUGGGUUUUAUCGACAAUCAAGAGAAUAUCAUAGCCCUUCGCGCCACUUCAGGAAAUGUUCAUGCAGCUGGUGAACGGCUUUUGGGGAACCUCGGUCAAUAG